AUGUGCCGUGACGUCAUGCCACCCCCUGACGUCACGCGUGAUGGCGGCCGCGAGCUGCUGAGUCCCGCGCAUUACCCGCACCCUCCUCAGGUCGCUCGCCGCCGCUGCCGCCCCUCCGCUCCGCGCCGCCGCGGGUGUCCCUUUUGGCGGCUGACGGCAGCCGGUGAUAUGGCCAAUGCGUGUCCUCCCCACAACGACAGCAACGCCUCGCCCGGUCGCACGCAGCUGCAGGUCACCGUGGUGAGCGCCCGACUUCACGGCGUGAAGCGGAGCCUCAUCGGCGGCAACCCCUACGUGGAGCUGCUGGUGGACGGGCAGGUGGACACCUCCAAGAAGACGGAGAAGCAGAGCUUCUCUCCCAACCCUCAGUGGUCCGAGCACUUCACCGUCAUGGCGGCGCCCACGAGCCGGCUGGAGUUCCGUGUGUGGGCAUACUACCCGCUCAAGAACAACUCCCUCCUGGGCCGUGCUGUCGUCGACAUCCACAAGGAGCUGCUUGAAAAUCACGGCAGACUGGAGAACGUAUGCUGCAAGCUGCCGCUGACGGCCGAGAACGGCAAGGUGCGCAGCCCGGUCGACGAGCUGGAGGUGUGCCUCGAUGCCAUGACGGUCGACAUGGCCGCCCUGUGCGUGGGCACGGACAGCGGCGACACGGAGGUGGCCGCUGCGCUGAAGAACGGGGACGUGAGCCACGCGGGAGAGGACAAGGAGCCCGACAGCCCCCCCUCCGACACGAGCCCGGAGCGUUCCUCGCAGACGCCCCCCCCGGUCCCCACCUCCGCGCGGCCCAGACCCAAAUCCGAGGUGGACCCGUCACGAGCGGGCGAGGCGUCGGGGGACAGUACCCACGCCCGCCUCUCCAUGGUGGAGUUGGGGGUGAACGGCAAUGGGGAGGCCGGGCCCUCGGGCAGCCGCAGCAACCCGCGCCCGCGCCGGCCACCGCCGCCGGCGCCACCGGCGCCGCCCCCCACCGUGCAGGCCAACGGCACCGUGGGAACGGCUGCGGUCGCCUGCGCCACAGCCGCUGCUGGCGCUGUCCCUUUGCCCGCACCUCCUUCAGCCCCCUCUUCCGCGCCGCCCGACUUGCAGAGCCAGGACCAAACGCCGCUUCCGCCGGGGUGGGAGCAGCGAGCCGACCCCCAUGGCCGACUUUACUUCGUGGAUCACAACACCAAGACGACGACGUGGGAGCGGCCGCAGCCGCUACCGCCCGGCUGGGAGCGGCGUGUGGACGUGCGCGGGCGCGUGUACUACGUGGACCACAACACACGCACCACCACGUGGCAGCGGCCCACCACCGAGUCGGUGCGCAACUUCGAGCAGUGGCAGUCGCAGCGCAACCAGCUGCAGGGAGCCAUGCAGCUCUUCAACCAACGCUUCCUCUUCCAGACCGGAGGUUUGCCGACAGAAAACGACCCCCUGGGUGCCCUGCCCUCUGGAUGGGAGAAGCGGAUAGAGCAAGGCGGGCGCAUGUACUUCGUGAACCACAACACACGGACGACCCAGUGGGAGGACCCGCGAACGCAGGGGUACGCCGCCCAGGCCCCGACCUGCGUUCUGAGUGAGGAGCCGCUGCCCGAUGGGUGGGAGACGCGCUUCACCAACGAGGGAGUGCGCUACUUUGUGGACCACACCAUGCGCACCACCACCUUCCAGGACCCCCGGCCCGGCGCCAAAGCUGCCGGCGGGAAGGGUGAUCCCAUCGCUUACGAGAGGAGCUUCAGGUGGAAGCUCGGACAGUUCCGCUACCUCUGCCAGUCGAACGCGCUUCCCAGCCACGUGAAGAUCAGCGUCACUCGGCAAACGCUGUUCGAAGACUCCUACAACCAGAUAAUGAACAUGAAGGCCUACGACCUGAGGAGGCGGCUCUACGUAAUUUUUCGGGGAGAGGAGGGAUUGGACUACGGGGGGCCCGCAAGGGAGUGGUUCUUCCUGCUGUCGCACGAGGUUCUCAACCCCAUGUACUGCCUGUUUGAGUACGCGGGCAAGAACAACUACUGCCUGCAGAUCAAUCCGGCCUCCAGCAUCAACCCCGACCACCUCGCCUACUUCCGCUUCAUCGGCCGCUUCAUCGCCAUGGCUCUGUACCACGGCAAGUUUAUCGACACGGGCUUCUCGCUGCCCUUUUACAAACGCAUGCUUAACAAGAAGCUCACCAUCAAGGACCUGGAGUCCAUCGAUCCCGAGUUCUACAACUCCCUCAUCUGGCUCAGGGACAACAACAUCGAGGAGUGUGGCCUGGAGAUGUUCUUCUCCGUGGACAUGGAGCUGCUCGGCAAGGUCAGCUCGCACGACCUCAAGCCGGACGGCAGCGACGUCCUCGUCACGGAGGAGAACAAGGAGGAGUACAUCGGGCUCAUGACGGAGUGGCGGUUCUCGCGCGGUGUGGAGGAGCAGACCAAGGCCUUUCUGGACGGAUUCAGCGAGGUGGUGCCGCUGCAGUGGCUGCUCUACUUCGACGAGCGGGAGCUCGAGGUGAUGCUGUGCGGCAUGCAGGAGAUCGACCUCGCCGACUGGCAGCGCAGCACCAUCUACAGGCACUACAACCGUAGCAGCAAGCAGAUCUCGUGGUUCUGGCAGGUGGUGAAGGAGAUGGACAACGAGAAGCGGCUGCGGCUGCUGCAGUUCGUGACGGGGACGUGCCGCCUGCCGGUCGGUGGCUUCGCCGAGCUGAUCGGGAGCAACGGACCUCAAAAGUUCUGCAUCGAGAAGGUGGGCAAGGAGACGUGGCUCCCACGGAGUCACACCUGCUUCAACCGGCUCGACCUGCCCCCCUACAAGAGCUUUGAGCAGCUCAAGGAGAAGCUGCUGUACGCCAUCGAGGAGACCGAGGGCUUCGGACAAGAGUGACCGCCGUUCGCCUGACCCACUGCCCUCCGCCGCUCUCUGCCGCCCCUUCUUCCGUGCGGCACGCGAGCUCCGGCCCCCCGCCCACCCGCCGACCCCCCCCCCCCCCCCCCCCGCUGUUUAUCUCCGCUCGCCACCGGCAUUGGGAGUUUAUUUCGAGGUGGCUUUGCGCCGUGGUCGCGGGCCACGCGUGGACCUGCGGCUCUGCUCCUGCGGGGGGCGUCCGUGGAGAUCGCCCGCAAGGCGACUGCCUCCCGCGUGUUUAUUUUAAAAGUUUUGUGGCUCCACCUCUCCUGGGGGCGGUGCGGAGUGACCGUGUCGCUCCUCCGACGCCUGCGCUUUGCUCUCCCUGUCCGUCGUCACUGCGCAGAGGGUUUGUUUCUUUUGCCGAAUGGCCGAACUCAGGUCCAGACGCUCGAGGAGGUGGGGACCGCCUGCGCGAGUGAAUUCCCAGCAUUUGAUUUUAAACCCUCGAGAAACGUGUAUAUUUUUAUCGUAUUGUAUUAGUCGAAAGUAGGAAAGUCUCUUCUCUCUUUUCUACGUUGAUUCUUUCAGUGUUUCACUUAAAUUGCACACAGAGAUUUAAAAUUUCAUACAUGAAGUGUAACAUGCGUGUCGGUGACGUGCGUGCUGCGUGUGUGUGCGCGCACUGUCAUGCUGUGGUUCCGCCCUGUCCCCAUCACGCAAGGGGGGCAAGGUGAGUGGGACGUCAAUUUUUCGUAACGGAUCUGUUUGUAAAUGAACGCUCUGGGGGCGCGUUUAUCAGCUCGCCCCGGCUACUCGCUCUUUCACACAGAGCUCACGGACAUCCGCUUUUGGACGUGCCUCCAUGACGGUCCUCGGCAAUGAUUUACAUGUUCGACGCUGAGACUGUACAUGUAUAUAUACGUAACACAUAGUCAUUUAUCAAUAUAUAUAGAGAGAGAGAUAUAUAAGUCGCGCAAGUUGUGUACCCUUUGCAUUUUAGAGAUGAGCUUAUUUUAAGUGGGGUGGGACAUCUCUUGCACACAUUCUGUAAUAACUUGAUUUUAAUUGUGAUUUGCACAUCGAUCGUGGGGGGGCGAGUGCGGUGGUCUCGUUGCUAUCGGCGGAACAUGACGGGGCCCCCCCAAAUGCUCCCAUCUUGACCUUUGCUUGCGCCGUGACCUUUGCUCCUCCCGCUGCCCCUGUCCUCUACGUAAACUCCAGGCGAAUUUUUAUUCUUAAUGAAGAGACUUUACCGACGUGUGCCCCAAGGAUCGGGAAUAUUUUGCUGGGUUUCGUUGUCGUCCAAUAAUGUGCGUAAUCGGUGACGUCACAUGGUGGACUCUCUGCUUUAGCGACACCCUAAAAAUUCACGUGCAGCUACAAAUCUCACUUCUCUAGCCGGCUUCGGGAGGUCAGGGCGAUGCUGCAUCAUAGAGACAAACCAUUCGCGGUGAGCGCACUGCAAUGCAAGUUUUUUGACAUGACCUUGGUCUGACCCCAGGCUGACGUUUGACCCAUCAUGCUGUGAGCAGUACUGUCGGUGGUGCUGCUGCUGCAUUGGAAUAUGUACAAAGUGUAACGAUGAUGGUCUAUUACUGUAGCGAGGUUUAUUUUAAUAGGUAACCGUUUAAUAUUUUCCUAACUCCUCCGGCUGUUUCGUUGAUUGAGAACGGCCGUGCGUUUCGCUUGUGUAUAGAUGUUUUUCUUUCAAAUGUUAGCUGAUGGCUUCAUGUACGCCUACUUUAACUCCACUGCAAUAUUGAAACACAGGUCGAAGUCCGCACACUGCUGCCACCCUCCCUGCACAGCACGCCUCUCCAGCUCGAAAUACCAAGAUUCACCUGAAGGAAUCGGUCCCUCGAGUCCAUUUGAAUCCGGGCUUAAUUUGGAUUGAGCGCACAACUAGUAGUAGCCACGGCCAUGGCAAGAGCUAUACUGGAUGCGGUGUGCCGGGCGCGCAGAUCCAGACGGACCUGGCUACGAAAUUAAUCGCCGGUUUGAAUCGAUUACUGACAACAGGGUUGGGCGUCCUCGGGGUAAGCCGACUCGCCUUGGUGUGGGGUAAUGAUUGCAGAGUCGGUGGAUUGCCAUGCACCGUGGACAGUGCUGAUUGCUGCUGCUGGCAGCACGGCUGGGUUUGGGUCGGAGUUGUGUGGCAGCCGCUGUCACGGUUCCGAUUAGCACGGUUGGCUACGUACGGUGCUAAAGAGGUUCAACGUACAGGUCGCACUGUCGCUCGGCUGUUGCACAUAUCUCCUCUGAGCAACAGCUGAUGCUCAGCCGGCAACUCUCAUAAUAAAACGAGCAGGUACUCAUGGGCAGAUGUCGUAUGUCACAAGAUCUCUGUAACUUCACGAGUGUCACGUGUACAGAUAAAUGUCACAUUGCAUCGUGGCGCUGUAGACAGGACGUGUUUACCUCUUGUCUACAGCUCCCGUCUACCGCCUGCUUGCUCGUCUCUCUCACAUUCUCGCCAAUCUGUUGCUCUUUCUCAGCGGGGUCGUAGCUCGACAAGCCACACGUCAUCCGCUGGCCGCCAGAUUAAGAACCCUGCCCCAGGGAAAAAGAGUACUUGCAUGAGAAUGUUUUUAAGAAUGGGAGUCUGGGAUGGUUUUUUUUGUGUGGGCAAGGUUGAACUUAACACGAGGUCAGUGGUUCUUAACCUGGGGUGCGAGACUUUUUUUUAGAAGGUAAAUCAUCAACACAAAUUAAGCACGGGCACCUAAGUACAACUACUUUGUUUCAUCAAACCUAUGUAUUUAUUAACAUAAAUAUUUUAAUGAUUGAGAACCAAAGGGGGGAGGGGUGCAAGGCUGCAGUCAAUGUUCAGAACCACUGCACGAGGUGGAUGUGACCUCGCCUGACCUGCUGAGCGGCAGCGGCAGGGACGACCGCGGUGCCUACACUCGCUCCUUGCUCGCGGAAGUUGUGGCCGGGAUGUGCCGCGCCCCUUGCGUGACAUCGCUCUGAACGCCCGAUACAAAAAGCGGCCAACACCUGAAUAGGCCUUAAUUGCAGAGGGUGGGAGGGAGGAACAAACGGUGUUGGGAUGUGGCGCAUCCCAGCCAACCAGGUGGUGGCACCUAACCCCAAGCCAUUACCAAUUAACCAAACGACCGCGAGCACUCUCCCUCGGCGUUAAAGGCUACCUUGUUACCUGGCCUCCAGCAACUCCGUUUGGGCCACUUUCCAGUGUGUUGCUUUGUCGCUCGUGGUGGAUGAACGGGGAGGGCUCUGAGCGCGUCACCCGCGCGGUGCCGUGUGAGAGGCGCUGGGUGUGGAGGCCUCUUGUCAAAGGAACGCAUUUUCCCCUCUUUCACUCAUGCAGCGGCGAUUCCACCGGGUGAGCUGGAUUUUCCAGUGACAAAGGCUACUGUAGUUUUGUGCCUAAAGUUCGUCCACGAUGCUUAAUUCUCAAGCCCUAAAGCCCACGGAGCCAGGACAAAUAUGUGCUUGUUGGUACCACGUGGUGAGAGAAACUUAGUUUGUAUUCAUUCCCCAUAGAUCGAUAUUAUAAUUUGAGUGAAGUAACACAAUUGAUUCUUAUUGAGCAAAUUGGUCCCACUAAGUUUGUUUAUUUUCCCCAACUCGCAGUAACCAGCUUGGUGAAGUAUGGUUAAAUAGCCCCUCCACGACCCGCAUGGCAUGGGAGAUAACCUCAUCCAUCAGUGGUUUUACCAGGUGCUUGCACGUGCACGUGAGCGACGUCGUACAGAGUACGGUAAUCACCAACACUGAGGAUGACCUCCGUUCCGUAUUCCUAUGUAAACAGUAAAUGGCUCGUCAUUUGGCCUGUUGGCAUCGUUUGUUUCAGCAGUUUUGACCUUGCCGCGACCCAUAAGCUCGGUCACGGCUGCUACGCCCGGCUCGUUUUCAGUUUGCCCGCUUUUCGUGUCUGGCGCUGUCCGCUGCUCAUUGGAACUCUUUCCCCCCCCCCCUCCCCUUCUUUGCUACUGAAUAUUGACGCUCUUUGACGACUCCGCUCAUGCAUCUGUCUUGAUUGUCCUGGAGAGAUGUGGCGCCAGUGAGUCGUCCUCGGGAGUAAGUGCGGUCACCGCAGCAGCAUCUUUCGCGAUGCUUAUGAAGGCCCGUGCCGGAAUCUGCGCUGUGUGAUGAUGAUGUUGUUGAUGAGAUGGGGAAAACAACGAAGGCUGCAAACUUUGAUGAGUGGUUCUAUAACAAUUGUCUUGUACAAAUAUAAUAUACAUAUAAUUUUAUAAAGUAUCUCAAGAUUUGUUUUCUUCGAUAUAAAAAAGCCUCCGCCUCCCCGUAUCCCCCUCCUCUCCGCUAUUUAGGGAAAAGCUGUGAAUUUUAUAAAGUGGAGCGUCGUGCUGCAGGAGUGUGGAUCGUUGAGCGUGGAAAUGAGCGUCUCACUUCUCGUUUGUAACACUUUGAAACGACGCUAGACAGGUUACCUCGCGGCGCCCAUUGCUGGGAUAAUAGUGUAAAUCUAUUUUUAUUCUCUCUAAAAGAUUACCUUUUUAGAACCUUUAUCCGAAAUAAAGAUAUCACAAUCGA
Messenger RNA from Lethenteron reissneri (Far Eastern brook lamprey), 7332 nucleotides. RefSeq names its product NEDD4-like E3 ubiquitin-protein ligase WWP1. Lineage: Eukaryota; Metazoa; Chordata; Hyperoartia; Petromyzontiformes; Petromyzontidae. Gene Ontology annotation, molecular function: ubiquitin protein ligase activity; protein binding. Gene Ontology annotation, biological process: proteasome-mediated ubiquitin-dependent protein catabolic process; protein ubiquitination. The record is from RefSeq and is a predicted model, not a curated record. Gene Ontology annotation, cellular component: cytoplasm.